Ustilaginoidea virens is the source of this 252-nucleotide messenger RNA. RefSeq lists its product as uncharacterized. NCBI's taxonomy places the organism in Eukaryota, Fungi, Ascomycota, Sordariomycetes, Hypocreales, Clavicipitaceae. Bases 1 to 252 code for a protein of 83 amino acids. The record is from RefSeq and is a predicted model, not a curated record. The transcript is spliced from 2 exons.
AUGAAGCUGCACGCCCUCGCCCUCGCCGCCUUCCUCCUGGCCGCCGCGGCCCCCGUCAGCGCCGGCAGAUGCUGCACUCACACCUGCAGCGCCUGCGCCCCGUACACCUGGGACUUCUGCCAGGAACACCUCGACUGCGGCAUCGGCGAACCGUUUGUCAGGUGCUGCAGCACAACGCAUCGCAAGAAGAGGUUCAGGAAGAAGAGCAGGCUGAGCGUCGAGGGGGUGGACGCCGGCGGUCUGGGGACGUAG